UCUCCGUCCUGAGGGCACCGUGGUCUCCUCCAUCUGCACCGCCUGGACAACAGGGACGAGACGCCAUGACCCCCAGCCUCACGGCCCUGCUCUGCCUCGGGCUGAGUGUGGGCCUGAGGAUCCAGGAGCAGGCAGGCACCCUCCCCAAACCCACCAUCUGGGCUGAGCCAGGCUCUGUGAUCCCCUGGGGGAGCCCCGUGACCAUCUGGUGUCAGGGGACCCGGGUGGCCCCGGUGCUCCGUUUCCAUAAAGAGGGAAGCUCACCUCCCUGGUACAGACAGGCCCCACUGGAGCACGCGGACAAGGGCAACUUCUCCAUCUCAUACAUGACACAGGACUACGCAGGGAGAUAUCACUGUUACUAUCUCAGCCCCACUGGCUGGUCAGAGCGCAGUGACCCCCUGGAGCUGGUGGUGACAGGGGCCCACAGCAAACCCACCCUCUCAGCCCUGCCGAGCCCUGUGGUGACCUCCGGAGGGAACGUGACCCUCCAGUGUCGCUCAAGGCAGGGACUGCACGGGUUCAUUCUGACUAAGGAAGGAGAACCCAAGUCCUCCUGGACCCUGGAUGCACAGCGAGGCCCCCAGGGGCAGACCCAGGCCCUGCUCCCCGUGGGUCGCGUGACCCCCAGCCACAGGUGGACGUUCAGAUGCCACGGCUUUUACAGGGACACCCCCCAGGUGUGGUCGGCCCCCAGUGACCCCCUGGAGCUCCUGGUCUCAGGUGUGUCUGGGAAGCCCUCCCUCCUGACCCCGCAAGGCCCUGUCGUGGCCUAUGGACAGAGCCUGACCCUCCAGUGUCACUCUGACGUCGGCUAUGACAGAUUCGCUCUGUCCCAGGAGGGGAGACAGGCCCUCCCCCAGAGCCCUGGCCGGCAGCCCCAGGCUGGGCUCUCUCAGGCCGACUUCCCCCUGGGCCCGGUGACCAACACCCACGCGGGCCGGUACAGAUGCUACGGUGGACACAACCUCUCCUCCGAGUGGUCGGCCCCCAGUGACCCCCUGGACAUCCUGGUGGCAGGGUGGUUCCCUGACACGCCCUCCCUCUCGGUGCAGCCGGGCCCCCUGGUGGCCUCAGGAGAAACCGUGACCCUGCUGUGUCAGUCAGGGAGCACAAGGGAAACUUUCCUUCUGUCCAAGGAGGGGGCAGCCCGGCCCCUACUGCGUCUUAGAUCAAAGUACCGAGGUGGGCAUUUCCAGGCCGAAUUCUCCAUGAGUCCCGUGACCUCAGCCCACAAUGGGACCUACAGGUGCUACAGCUCACUCAGCAGUAACCCCUACCUGCUCUCACACGCCAGUGCCCCCCUGGAGCUCGCGGUCUCAGAAUUGCUACCCUCACACCGCCAAGACUACACAGUGGAGAACCUCAUCCGGAUGGGCAUGGCCGGCUCCGUCCUGCUGGGCCUCGGGAUUCUGCUCUUUCAGGCUCAACACGACCACGGAGGAGCCCAAGAUGCAGCCAGGAGCUGAACACAAGAGGGGGUCGUGCACCGUCCCGAGUGGUGGAGCCCUGUCACGACCUUAUGUGCCCAGGAGGUUCUGGAAGAGAAUCUGCAGCACGUGUUGUGUGAACUGUUGACCAGGGAGGGAGAGACAUGGUGUGGGUGCAGGAGAAGGCCCAGGAGUCCCUGUGGAGGACUGGGCCUCGGAUAACCAUGGUGCCUUCCCUCCCCACCAGCGAUGACUCUCCCUGACUGCCCCGUCCCCUCUCACCCCUGUGACGUGAGGCACAUCCCACACGGCAGGUCUGUGUCCACACCUUACACACCUUCAUGCUCUGGCCCACUUUCAUGUAAUAUAUUUGGUUGUUUUUAAUUUCCACAUGGCUGCUGUGUGCU
Globicephala melas (long-finned pilot whale) is the source of this 1837-nucleotide messenger RNA. Its product is annotated as leukocyte immunoglobulin-like receptor subfamily A member 6. Gene Ontology annotation, cellular component: plasma membrane. Gene Ontology annotation, molecular function: inhibitory MHC class I receptor activity. Gene Ontology annotation, biological process: cytokine-mediated signaling pathway. The record is from RefSeq and is a predicted model, not a curated record. Lineage: Eukaryota; Metazoa; Chordata; Mammalia; Artiodactyla; Delphinidae.